This is a messenger RNA of Micropterus dolomieu (smallmouth bass), 504 nucleotides long. Its product is annotated as rho-related GTP-binding protein RhoG-like. Lineage: Eukaryota; Metazoa; Chordata; Actinopteri; Centrarchiformes; Centrarchidae. Gene Ontology annotation, molecular function: GTP binding; GTPase activity; protein kinase binding. Gene Ontology annotation, biological process: regulation of actin cytoskeleton organization; establishment or maintenance of cell polarity; actin filament organization. The record is from RefSeq and is a predicted model, not a curated record. Bases 1 to 471 code for a protein of 156 amino acids. The transcript has a single exon. Gene Ontology annotation, cellular component: cell cortex; plasma membrane; cytoplasmic vesicle.
AUGCAGAGUGUCAAGUGUGUGGUUGUUGGAGACAGUGGAGUAGGAAAGACCAACUUACUCUUUACCUACAUCAGAAAGAUCUUUCCUAAGGAACCAGGUUAUAUCGACUUGUACCGGACCCAGCUUAAUGUAGACAGCCAGAUUGUCAACCUUAGCCUUGGAGACACCGCUGGCAGUGAGGAAUAUGACCGUCUACGCCCCUUGAGCUACAACGAAGUCAAUGUCAUCAUCAUCUGCUUCUCCAUUGAUAGCCCAACAUCCUAUGAGAAUGUCAAGCGCAAAUGGCAUCAAGAGGUUAAAGACCAUUGCCCUAAUGUGCCCAUUCUCCUUGUGGCAAAGCAAAUAAAAGCUGUUAAAUAUCUUGAGUGUGCUUCAAUCAGCUAUGAUGGACUGGAUGAGGUGUCUGAGGAGGCUGUGCGUGCUUUUUUCAGUCAUUCAACCUCCAGCAAGAAACCCUGUGUACUCUUGUAAAUUAAGGUAGCUUUAUGCUUUAUGCGCUUGUCU